GAAUCAAAACAGUACCGAAGGCAGCGCAAGGAGGGAGCUAUUUAUUCUUUCUUUAACACUCUUCACUUCACUAUUCACACUCUUCGCCACCUUCUCAACUCUUUCAAUUCUUUUCGCAUACUCGCACCCACCUCCAUGGCAACCAACACGUUUAACGGAGGAUCACUUUCCGCACGUCUCCAGUUCAAUCAGAGAUUGACAUUUAAUGCAGUUCCUAGUCCGAGGUUUAGCUCAAUUUCAAGCUAUGGGAGGAGGAAUGUUUCUUUUAGCUCGAAGCCGCGCUCAACUUGCAUUCGGGUUUCCUGUGCUGCUAAACCGGAGACAGUACAAAAGGUGUGCAAAAUAGUGAAGAACCAGCUGGCUCUACCAGAUGACUCUACAGUCACCGGAGAGUCAACAUUCGCAGCUCUUGGAGCUGAUUCACUUGACACUGUUGAGAUCGUGAUGGGGCUUGAGGAGGAAUUUGGUAUCAGUGUAGAAGAAGAUAGUGCACAGAGCAUCUCAACGGUUCAGGAUGCUGCAGAUCUUAUCGAGGAGAUCAUCAGUAAACAGAGUCCUUAGUAAACAUGAUAAAAAAACAUCUCUUGUAGGCAUUCAUAGUUUUCCAUUGUAGUAUUUGUAGUAUGGGGUAAUUGAUUAAGUGUUUUAUCUGCAUAUUCUACUUGUUAAGCCUGGUUUAGGUUUGAAAAAAAAAUAAAAAAUUGCGGGGCGAAAUUGUGUGAAGAGUGUGGUUUUCACAUUUGACGAUUUCAGUGGACGGUAUGCCUUUGUAAUAAUUACGAUAAAUAAUUAGCUGUCCGAAUCAGGAGUCCUAGUUUUGCUUAAAAUUUUAUCUUUGAA
Molecule: messenger RNA, 840 nt
Organism: Vigna unguiculata (cowpea)
Lineage: Eukaryota; Viridiplantae; Streptophyta; Magnoliopsida; Fabales; Fabaceae
Product: acyl carrier protein 1, chloroplastic-like
Biological process (GO): fatty acid biosynthetic process
Molecular function (GO): acyl carrier activity; phosphopantetheine binding
Source: RefSeq, a predicted model, not a curated record